Diabrotica virgifera virgifera (western corn rootworm) is the source of this 14502-nucleotide messenger RNA. RefSeq names its product titin. The transcript is spliced from 38 exons. The record is from RefSeq and is a predicted model, not a curated record. Lineage: Eukaryota; Metazoa; Arthropoda; Insecta; Coleoptera; Chrysomelidae. The coding region runs from base 158 to 14389 and encodes 4743 amino acids. Gene Ontology annotation, molecular function: protein binding.
AGCGGCAGUACCACCACGGUACCGCUCAAACUAUAACGUGAAAGAAGGUGCGUCGAUUUCGGUAUUUUUUGUGGGUGCCGGGUCAUUAUGUGAUUUAGCUAACGAUUUGGAUUAAUUUGCCUAUUUUCUAGGCGAGGUUUGAAUCAAAUUGAAGGCUAUGGAAAGUAGGCAUGAUACAUCAUCAUGCCUCGAAGGAAAACAAGUGACCGUACCCGGAGGACGUGACAAGGAAGGACGACCCAUAAUUUUAAUCACCAUCCCAUCAGACUCUCCUCAAAUAGAUGCCGUUCCGGCACUUCAGUACUUACUUUCUCUGUUCAGCAAAACUAGUCGAUCGAGAGGAUUAACGGUUUUAAUCGAUGCCAGAAAAGGACCUUGGAAAGUUGCAAGGUCAGUUAUUCGGCAAGUCAAUGCAGUCUUCGUACCGGAAGAACUAUCCAAGUUGGUAGUUCUCAGACCUGAUGCUUUUUGGGACAAGCAAAGAGUUGAGAAUUGUACUUCCUCAUCAAACGAUAAACAGGUCACAUUUAUACCGAGAUCCCGCUUGAACAAGUUCGUGGAUUUAUCUCAGCUUCCUGUUGAACUUGGAGGCCACUUCAUAUACAACCACGAGAAAUGGAUAGAAAACAGACAGAAAGUAGAGGAAUUCUAUUCCGAUUGCGACGUCACUCUGAAAGAGCUGGAUGAACUAUACCAGUAUGUUAUGGCGAGUAAAAUGUUACGACCUAGUCAAGUUCAAGAAGCCAUAAAUACCAGUUCCGACAUGGCCGAGUCCACUAAAAUGUUAGUCUUUAACGCAACCGAAACAGGUAAAGAACUAGUUGAAAAUAUAGAAUACGAUAGUCGAACGAGAAAAUUUGCUUCAGAAUCUUUCGAUACUUCGACUUCUCAGGAUACACUAGAUACUAUAAAAACAAUUGACGAAAUUAUAAUUAGGAUAAAAAAUAAGCAGCUACAAAUUGAAGAUGCCUGGAUAGAAAUGGAGAAGGUGUAUAUCGAUACCAAAGAUUUAGGUUACUUGGAAGAAGGAAUAGUCAAAGUCAUCAACUGGAUCCUAGGUCCAGCAGAAAAUCUUCUCAACUCUCACCAAAAAGUAGGUUAUGAUGUUCUCUCAGCCGAAGACCUCAGAAGAGAACACGAAGGCAUAGAACUGGGAUGCUGGGAGACGUACGGUACCUACGCAGAACUAAUAAAUAAGAUCAAUAGCUUUGCUGACAAUGAAUUUUUAUCUUUACAACACAAAGACUUGAUAUCUCAGAAAGACUUUAUGGAUUUCGUCUGUAAAAGUUUUGCAAUGAGGCUGGAGAGAAGGAGAAAUAUUCUUAUAACUUCUUUAAGAUUCUACAGGCUGGUUUCGGAAUACUUUGAUAGAACUGCUGAAGUUUUUGACACGCUAGUAAUGGGCACCAAGAUCACGGAGUUUGAUACAGCUGGUGAGAAGCUGAAACAACUAGAGGAAAACCAAAUAAGUUUAGACCAUGUAGAAGCAGAACUUCGGAAAGAAGGAGAGAAACUCCAAGAUAUGCUCUCGAUGUCCGUGAAAGACUGUCUCGGCCGGGAAAUUCCAGUUGAUUACUCAGAAGAUAUCGUCAACAUCAGAGAUGUCCUGGAUGCCACUGUAGCUAGAAAGAACAUCUUUUCAGAUAGCGUAGAGCUGCAGAAGCUAACUCUUAAGCAAGUAACCCAUAUUGAUAGUUACGAGAAAGAUACCGUGCAAGCUGUUCGAUGGUUGGAUGAGUUACUUAGGGUUAUGUUGAGGGACCAUGGCCAUGUUGGAUGUACAGUAUAUGAAAUACAAAGGCAGAAAGAUGAACAUGUUACGUUUCAAGAAACUGCAAAGGGAACGUAUAAUUAUGGCUGUCAACUACUAAAUGCCUCAUUGGUGCUGCGACAGUCAUGCAAACUUGCUCUUGAUGACCACGCUAAUCUCUACCAACGACUGAAAUCCUCUUGGCAAAAACUGCUGCACGUCAGCCAAGAGCAAAUGACGCGCUUACGAGUUUCAGCCGUAUUUCAUAGAUCUGUCGAAGAACAAUGUAAUCAGCUACGGGAUCUUCGAGAGGCUGUAGCCACUAUUCCAUUAAUGGAUUUGGCCAGAAAGAAGACUAGGGUGGAUUACUACUUCGGUAAGAGGGAAAAGUUGAUUGUGGAGGUUGGAAGGAUGGUGAGGCUAGGAAAAAUGUUGAGGAGCCGAUUGAAAGAACCCCUUUGUUUUGGAGAAAAAUUGCUGUGUUCACCAUCUUCGACAACCGAAGAGGAACUGCAAGACGUUAGCGACUCUGUAGCAAAGAAUGAAAUAGCAGUCGAAGCGAUUUCCGAACGCCUAUUCGAAAUCACUGCCUUGGCAGAGGAGCUAGACUCUGCGAUUCAAAGCGCUCAACAGGAUUGCUUAGUCUUCACAACUUCUAUUUCCACUUCGACUUCUUCGUUAAGCGACCAUAUUUCGCCGGACACUUUGAGAAAAGAGAUGGAGUUUCCGCCGCCGGUGCCUGAGAAACCUCCAAAACUCGAAGAUCUCAAAUCCGACGAAGAAUUCCUGACAGCUUCCGACACGACUCUUCAACACUCGCGCUCAUCCUCGUACAAUACCGCUUCGGAAUGCGAACAUCGCUACUCGCCAUGGUGGGAACACGGCAAAGAAGAUAUCGGGAAAGAUAUCGCCAAGGAAAAGAUGGUCUUGGCAGUAGGACUUCCGGAACUACCACUCGCGAAAGAAGUUCUCAAGCCCUCUCCAGAGGUUCCUCCUGGAAAAGUCGUUAGGGAGGUUACCGAAACGACUCAUUUAAAGGUUCAACAGUCGCACAGCCUCGGUGUCGCGUCGUUCGUGUUAACUUCGGAAACCGUACGGGACAACAAACCAGGAGAAGCCACGAGGAGAGAAGAAGUGAUUAAAGUAACUAGUGACGACGGGAAAGAGACAAUUAUACCUAUACAUAUCGAGAAUCGGGUGCAACUUGACGGGCAAGAGUUAGAAAGAAGGCUAAAGGAGUGCGGAGAUUGGAUUAGUUUAAAAAUAUUGGAAAUAACGCCAGAAUUAACAACAUUAGGAAAUAGUUUAGCAGAAGCUCUAGAUCUACAAAAGGCUCACGAUGAAGUUUUACGACAGCUACAGAAUAAACAGAGUCCAGUUGAGGAACUGCUUCGACAAGCUGACCAGCUCAUUGCCACUCAAAAACCCAGAGCAGAAGUCUACGCCGCCAUGGCAGAAUCCCUCGGCAGGGCCUGGAAAGACAUCAACUCAACCUUAGAACUCCGGAAGAUAAUUUUAGAUUUAAACGUGCUUUACCACAAGAGAGCUGAAGACUUUUUCGAAAAAAUGGACGCUUUGGAAGCUUCGUGCAAAGACAAAUCGAUACCAAUAGAGAUAGAUGCUGUGAAGGAUUUCCUGAUUUUGAUCAACGACCAAAGGAGGUCCUUGUUGGAGGCGUUAAUGGGUGCACUGCAAGCUGGGAACUCUUUGCUGGCGAAACUGAAGGAACUUGGAGCCGAAGGCACACUCGACUCGAGGCCCGAUCGAAUUCGAAAUUCUGUAAAGAGAGCGAUAUCACAAGUACAAGGCUGGCUCGACGAGCUCCACAUCAAACGACAAAUUCUAGAAGGGACUUUCAACAGCAGAAAGACCCAGCUAGAACAGUGUCUGGCUUUGGCAAUGCUAGCGGCCGAUCUUAAAGAACUGGAGGAUGCUCUGCAAAACAGAAGGGAGCUUUUGUCGAAUAGUAAUCAAUAUGGUGACUCUUCCUCGAGUGCAGAACUACUCCUCCAUGAACACAGGAAGCUCCUUCCCGAAGCUCAGCAGCUUCAAGAAAGAGCUCUGAAAAUUACCAAAGCCACCGAACAGCUCGUGGCCUCGGGCUGCUAUGCAGGAGAGCAGGCUUCACAACAAGCAUAUGCUAUUCUUUCCUCUACAUCCGAUUACCUGACGGAUCUUCAAAACAGGGAAUCACUUCUGGAAAGGGUUAUCGCUUUCUUCAGAACAUCACAAACGGUGUUAACCAAACUAAGUCAACUAGAAAUACAAUUAACCGCUACAGAACUGCCAAAAACUUCCCCUCAACUUGCUCAACUCCAUGCUCAAUGCGCAAAAGCUAUAGAAGAAGCCACAACAGCGCCCAUUGCAGAAGGAUAUGCCAUAUUGGAUGCAGCAGGUCGUGGUACGUUAGGAACCGAAGGCAUCAGGCAAAUGGUAGAAGAAUUAGAAAACAAGAAAAUUAUUCUCGAUGGACUUUGUACAGCUCAUAGAGAAGAAAACGUCAGAGUAAACGCUGCUCUGAAUCAUUUCCUAGAAAAACACAACGAAAUCUAUACAUGGUUGGUUACGAUUGCGGAAGCGUUUCUUCAGGGCCAUAGGGAUAUGGGAAGUGAUUUACCUCUUGCUUCAGACUUUUAUGAAUUACAUAACCAGUUGCUUAAUGAUUUACAGACAAAAGGUAACGAAAUUAACACUCUACUACUAACACUGCCCCCUAUAUUAGAAUACUUAGAAGACACUCAAAGAAAAGACAUCGACGUCAAAGUAGAACAACUACACGAACGCUGGAUGAAACUGAAGAGUAUGUUGGAGACUCGUAUGGAACUAGCUAGGAUAUACGUCAAAUUCCAUAUGGAGGCCGAUAUCGUCAACAAGGAAAUGGAUAAACUGGAUAAUAUGCUGGCCCAGAACAAAGACAAAAUAGAUGAGGAGACGAUGAAGAAGCUGGAAGAGAAGUUUGAGUCUAUUGUACCAUUGUAUCAAUGUGCCAAGAAUACUGGAAUCACCUUUAUCAAUCAAGCUAAAACGAUAUCCGAGCCUCAUCUCGACACCCAACGGGCCUGUCUAUGCGUGGAAUCCGUUCUUGAGAGACUGUCAGGAAGACAGUUAGUCGUUACGAGAAACUGGCAGACCUUCCACACCGAGGUGGUGGAGAAACGCGAACUCCUGGUGCGCCUCGAAUUAACCAUGGAGGAGUGCUCCAAGAUAAUUAGUUUGGCAACCAAACUCGAAAACAAGCUUUACCCCGUAAUAACGACGGACUCAACUAAACCCAAAGAAAUCGCAGACCACAUAGAACAAAAACUCAUCGCUCUUCUACCCGAGAUCCGAAAAGCUCAAGCCGAAGUCAACGAGAAGAUCAAAUCAAUAGAACAACUAAUCCAACAAACCCAAAACAAAGACGAAGCCAAUCUAGCUGUCAGGAACAAACUUCAUGAGAUUGGCCAGAAGCUUCAAGAUACCUCAUCAGAUUACCAAGUGUUGUCCCAAGUUUUAAUUGGGUACUUCAGGAACUUGGAAGAGAUUGACAAGAAGGUUGAAAUUUACAACGCCGAGUUAGAAAAAACUGGGUAUCCGAAAGAUGUUUCGUCUAUAGAUAGGGUGUUACAAGAACAUGAAUCUUGUAGACAAACCAUUGGAGAACGGUUGAGAUUUGCUCAAGCUGAGUGUGACCAAGUAGCAGAACGCAUUCAGAAGCAGGAACCAGAAAAGGCUGCACAGCACGACGUCAACAAGCUCAAGCACGUUUUAGAGCUUAAUAGAGCAGAAUUCGAAAACCAGUGGAGGCAAAGGCAAGACUCGCUAUUGGCCCAUCGGCAAAUUUCAUCAUUUGACAGCGACCUUAAGCAAAUUAAUGAUAGCAUCGAUGAUCUUGAUAAGCAAAUUAAGAAUCUCAAGGGUCAAUAUGGGGAAUCUACAUCUAGUGCUAAAUCGACGUCCCAAGCAUUUUCAUACUUGGAGGAAACUAUUAAGACUUUGGAACAACGCAUUCAGUCUUUCGUGAAAUCAGGAGAAAAACUAUUAGCUGAAAAUCACAGCGAGUCUCCCCACAUUCAAAGUGAAAUCUCGGCUCUUCAAGAUAAAUGGAACAACCUGAAAAACCAAGCGAAAACUUCAAGAAAUCUCCUGGAUGUCAGUAUUCACUACUACCAACUAGUAGAAGAGGCUGAUGAAUGGUUCAGAGAAGGCAGUAAGCUGUUGGUAACGAUCGCCAGAAAAUCAACAGCAGUUAAAACACCAGAAGAAGCUGAAGAGUUACUAAAUGAGGUCUCCAAGUUCUUAACACCCGGAGAAGAAAAGCAAAACGAAAGAAUUGAAAAAAUAUCCGAAUUGGCUGUCAAACUAUAUGGAGCUGACCAAUCAAAAUAUGCUCCCAUAUUAAAUGGAAACAAAGACAUGUUAGAAUCAUUUGAAUCAAUCAUCAAAGAGCUGAACACUUUGGCUGAAAAUCUGCGAAGUGCUGAAGAGGAUAGACAAAGAUUGGAAAAAGAAAAGAAGGAAGCCAAAGUUGCAGAAGAACAAAGGCAAAAAGCAGAAGCCAAACAGAAAGAAGAGGAGAGGUUGGCCGAUGAAGCUAGAAAAGCCGAGGAGGCAAGAUUGGCUGAAGAAAGAAGAAAGGCUGAAGAGGCUAGGCUUGCAGAAGAAGCCAGAUUGGCCAAGGAGAAAAUUAAGGCCGAAGAACUUAGAUUGGCGGAAGAGAAGAAAAAGAUAGAGCAAGCGCGCCAAGCUGAGGAAGCUAAACUGGCAGAAGAAAGACGGAAAGCUGAGGAAGCCAAGCUUGCUGAAGAAGCAAAACUUGCGGAAGAGAGGAAGAAAUUGGAAGCAGAAAAACAAAAGUUAGAGCAAGCCAAGCUUGAUGAUGAAGCUAGAAAAGCAGAGGAAGCCAAAUUAGCGCAGGCAAGGAAGGCUGAGGAAGCUAAAUUAGCCGAAGAAAAACGUAAACUGGAGGAAGUGCAAGCCAAACAAAGACAAGAGGCGGAACGACUAAGACUCGAAGAAGAAAGACAGAAUGCAGAGAAAAUAAAACUAGAACAGAAAAAACAUUCUUUAGAGAUAACAGAGAUAACCGAUAUUCAAAAAGUAGAAAUUCAGAAAUCUAAUAGAGGUGUACCAUCACCCAUACCGAUCGUAGAAGAUGCUAGUGAAGCACCCGUGUUUACAUCACCUCUAAGUGAUGCAGUUAUCCAAGAAGGCAACAAAUUCACUUUUAUUUGUCAAGUUACCGGACAUCCUACACCAGUGGUUCACUGGUACAAAGCUGGUAUAUCCAUACAAAAUAAUCCUGACUACAGAACAACGUUUGAAAACGGCCUGUGCUCUUUAACCAUCGAAGAGACCUUUGCUGAGGAUUCUGCAAGAUACACGUGUAGAGCUAGCAACUCUGCUGGUGAAGACGAAACUACUGCCGUACUUACUGUUAAAGAGAGUGAACCAGAAGACAUUUUGUCAGCUCCUUCGUUUCUCAAACCUCUUCAACCCAGCAGUGCCAAAGAGGGAUCGGCCUUCCAGUUCGAAUGCCAAGUGGAUGGAAAUCCUUUACCAACUGUGCAGUGGUUCAAGAAUGCUGAGUGUAUUGAUAAUUCUCCUGACUAUAGUAUCACUUAUAAUAAUGGAAAUGCAGUCUUGAGAUUUGAUAAAGUGAGAUUGGAGGAUAAGGCUGAGUAUAGCUGCAAAGCAUCCAACCAAAUGGGAACUGCUCAGAGUACAGCAAACCUCAUUGUCACACCCUCUGAACCAGCAGAAGCUCCUGUAUUUAUCACCCCAUUGUCUAAUGUCAUGGCGCGAGCCGGUCAAAAGAUAAAAUUGGAAUGUGAGGUUUCUGGAUUACCCCCUCCAACUUUGACGUGGUCCCACAACGGGAAAGCGGUCAAAGAAACACGUGAAAUUAAGUUCCAACAAGAGGGAAACAAGGCCACUUUACUAGUUUUGGAAGCCUUCCCGAAAGAUGCCGGCACCUACUCAGUAAGUGCCAAGAACAUCGCUGGAGAAGCAAAAAGUUCAAGCAGCGUUUCCGUCAAAGGACGACUUCCUAACGAAACAUCGGACUCUGAGCCAGCAAGCGAUAUGGAGCCAAUCAAACCGUCUAUUCAACUUCCUUUGACCAAUACGACAGCGAAAGAAGGAAGUAGGGUACGAUUGGAUUGUGUUAUAGUUGGACAACCUGAACCAGAAGUCAUCUGGUACCAUGAUGACCAACCUGUCAAAGAAUCCCAAGACUUCCAGCUGCUAUUCCAAGGAGACCGUUGCUCCCUCAUCAUCCAGGAAGUCCUGCCCGAAGACGACGGCGAGUACAAAGUCGUCGCUCGCAACUCCGCCGGGGAAGCCUCCAGCAACUGCGUCUUGAGCGUUACGCCAAUCGCGGAAUCGGACAACGAGAAAGCGCCAGAGGAAAAAACGGAGGCUGGAACAGCGCCAAAAUUCUCGAAAUUGUUGACCGACGUUUUGGUGUCCGAAGGGGAUAAAGUUAUUUUGGAAGGGAACGUAGUAGGGGAGCCGAGACCAGAGAUUAAAUGGUUGUUGAAUAAUUUGCCUAUCACCGAUCUCGAGCAUUUCAUUUUUGUUUAUGAUGACGAAGGAAAUGUAAGAUUGGAAAUUGAAAGCGUAAAACCAGAAGAUAAAGGCGUCUACACCGUCAAAGCUACGAACUCAGUUGGAGAAGCGAAAUGUUUCGCUCAACUAAUUGUCAAAUCGUUUAAACCGUCGGAAACUGUCCAACAUGAAGAACAGAAACAAGCUCCUGAUUUUAAAGAAGGCUUUGGAGAUAAGACCGUCUACGAAGACACAGCAUCCAAAUUCGAAUGCAUCGUUAUUGGAAGACCAACACCAAAAGUCAGAUGGUUAUUUAACGGGGAAAAUAUUUCAGGUAAAGACUUCCUGAUUUCUACCUCAGGAGACAGACAAGUGUUAUCAAUCCCCAACGCCAAGAAAGAACAUUCCGGCACAAUAACAUGUAUUGCGGAAAACGAAGUAGGUAAAGCAACUUGUGUAGCAAACCUACACGUGCAACCAGCCAGUUACGUGAUCAACGAAGAAAAUCAGAUGCAAAUUCAACCCUCUUUGCCUCUCACCACUGAGAAGUCACAACACACUGAAUCAUCUUAUAGGAUAACUAGGGAAGUAGUAACUCAAUCACAGACUUCUCAUAUGAGUAAAGUUAUAUCUUCAAAUUCUGAUGCUCUUCAACCACAUAUUGAAGAACAUAAAACAUUGUCUCAAAAAGCACAGACCUUUAAACAGAUCGGUCAAGAUGCCCCGCAAAUUCAGGAAUCUCAAAGAACUGAAGAGUAUCAUAAAAUCGGUGAUCAGCCACCAGUCUUCCAUGAAAAAUCGUCAACCACUUACACAGUGGGAGCACAAAGCGAGCAAAAGCAGAUUACUUCAAACUCGGAAUUGAUCCGAAGAUCCAGUCUACCAAAGGCUCGUCCUCCCAAGUUUGUUACUCCCAUCAUUGGCAAAAUUGUGGACCAAGACGUGGACGUUGUGUUGGAGGGUAUCCUGGACGGCCAACCUACGCCACAAGUAAAAUGGACCAAGAACGGUGAAGACCUUAAAGAAGAUAACAGAAUCAAAACUACGUGGGAACUAAACAGGACGUCAUUGGAGAUUAAAAACGUUACUGUCCAAGACGCGGGCAGAUAUUCUUGCACGGCUAUUAACGAUGGAGGAACUGCUGUUAGUACCGCUGACUUGGUAGUUAGAAAAACCAUCUUCCCACCAGUAUUCGGGCGCCGUCUCCAGGCUCAAGUGAUUAAGAAAGGAGAUCGUAUUAUCAUGGAAGUGGAAGUGACCGGAACACCAGAACCUACAGUCUCAUGGUAUAAAGAUGGCAACCUUAUAGACAAUUCCAUGAGCGAUGUAUACAAGGUGAAAUCUAUGGGUCAAGGUCACACUUUGACUAUUGAGAAAGCCGAAAUUAGCCAUUCUGGUAGAUUUAUGGUCAGAGCUGUCAAUUCCGGUGGAGAAGCUCAAAGUAUUGCAGAUAUUGCAGUCAUAGAACCUGCCCCGGACAGUAUGGUAGAAGUAGUCAAGACAGUAGUAUUCGAAGACAUAAAGAAACACGAAACAUUGGCCUCUGCAGCUGAUCAGAUUUCAUCGGUAGAAUCCAAGCAAGUUCCAGUUCCAUUAAAACUUACAUCCAGCGAAUUGUCACAAUCUUUGUCUCAAAAAUCUGAAGUUACCUCCACUACAGAACAAAUGCUGUCUCAAGAAAAACAUAUUAUAAAACUCGAGCAUAAAGUCCCAGAAAUUCCCAUGCCAAAACCUAUUGCCCAAAGAUCAUUGGACAGUACCUUUGAAAAACAAACAGAAUUUGAAAUUUGCCAUCCAGCCGGUCUACCUAAACAAGAAGAAAUACUACAAGAGAAAAAGGUUGACGUUCAGGAAGGAAUUGAAACUAGUUCCAUCUCAACCCAGUCAUCCUUGCAAUAUUUCGUUAAAAAGAUUAAAGAAGGAGAUGCUCCAGUUCAAGUGCAAAAGGAAAUCACUGCACCAGAACCAAUCAAACAAGACAUAUAUAAGAAGUUUGAGCCAAUAGACACUAAAUUACCUCCACCACUACCACCUAAACCAGAGCCUCUGCGACAAGAAUUCCAAUCAUUUAAAUCGUCUCAAACAUUUUCCCAGCCUCAACAACAAUAUCAAUCAUUUUCUUCAAGUCAGACGACACAAGAAUUUAAUCUUCAACCUGAACCACCAGCAGAAAUUUGCUUUGCUCCUAGUGGAGGUACAUACAAAACUCAAGAAGUAAGUGAGAGGAUUAGGAGAAUAUCAGAGAAUCAGAAAGACUUACCUCCACAUGAGGUACCUACUGGAGCAAUUAAAAUAUUCCCUUCAACACAAAAAGUCAGUGAACAGAAGAUGGAACAAUCGUAUCAAUCUUCAUAUCAAACGUCAUCUUCAUCUUACAGUAAGACAUUUGAAAGUAGCUCUUCUAAACCAGCGUUUCAAGAGCUUCCAUGGGUUACUGAAAGGCCAAAAUCGACUACUUCAAGCUAUACCUCUGAAAAGCAGUACAUCGGCAGACCGCUCUCUGUUCAGGGUGAACCUUCCCAGGAAGGAUUACAAAUGGAAAAACAAUGGGCUCAUAAGUUCUCUGAAACUCACCAAGAAAAAUCUUGGCCACCACCACAUGAAGAACUUAAAUAUCAACCAUCCUGGUCAGUCCAAAGUACUCUAGAAAAGAAAUGGACACCUGUUAACAGACCUCAAGAUCAGGGACCCAAACAGCAUUAUAUAGCAGAGGUAAAUAAUUUAGGCAGCAUUGUAGAUCAUCAAACGUCGCAAAGCAAGUCAGAAUAUAUUUUGGAAGAAAGUAACGUUAAACCCUCGAAGAUGAUUAAAUCUUGGCCACCAGCACCAACUGAAUCCAAACCUUUUUCAACGAUUGAUUCACUAUCUAUAAGACCAGUAUCAGUUCAGGACAUUACAGAUGAGGUGUACUUAGAACCUGGACCACCACCUGAAAUGGGGUAUGCUCCACCAUGCCAAACUAUAACACCUCAGCCUAAAGAAUGGGUUGCUCCACCUCCAAAAGAGGUACCUAAAGAGUGGGUAGCUCCACCUGCAAAAGAGCCGCCAAAAUGGGCUCCAUCGCCAAAACAAUGGGCUUCUCCAGCUCCUAAAGAAUGGGUUCCACCAUUGCCUCCAAAACAGGUAAUACCACUAGCUCCUCCUGUACCUGCGAAGCCUCUUAAGCAUGCCGAGCCAAAGAAAGUAUUGCUUAAUGAUUUCACGCCAUUUGAAAAAUUUCCUAAUUUAGAACCUUUUCCAUUUAAACCUGACCUGCAAAAACCUAAACGGCCCAAAACAGGCCCUCCCCCAACCCCUUCUAAAUUUAUUAAAGGUAGAUUUACCGAUAGUGAUUACGAAAGUGAUUUCGAAAAUGUACGAAUACCUCCGAAAUGGAAACCGAGUAUGAGCGACACCGAAGAACCUGCGUACCGUCGAGUUGCAGCUCCCAAAACUGUUCGAUUUUCAAGGUCGAGGUCCCAGGAACCUGAAGCGGUACCACCAUCCAAGUUCGAACAACCUCCACAGUUUGAAGGGCCUCCCAGACCUGAUGUUAAUAUUGAAGAAUUCCAGAAAUCGGUGCAAGUGAAGAAGUUGACCAAGCAUGCCCGAGAUUUAAAAAGAUCAGCUGUUCAACCUGCUCAACCAGAACAUGUGCCCAUUCCCGUCAAAAAACCAGACUCUCCUAAGUCAAAACAAAAAACAGUCAUUGAUGGUUACAUGGCUGAUACAGAGUAUACUAAAGAAGAGUAUAAAAAGUUUACGAAAACCACCGAACAUUCUGAAAGUCAGAAGAUCCAAAAGCAAAGGGUUUGUAAAGUUCCUGAUAAGAAGCCUGUUCAGAAGGAACUGGUCACAACUCCAAUCGUAACAAGCCAUACAUCACACAAGCUUUACGAACAACGAGAUAGACAUGUACAACUGGAGCCUUUUCCGUUCAAACCAGAACCAGAAAAGCCUAGGGCAAAAGUAGCUCCUCCACCAAGCCCAUCUAAAUUCAUAAAAGGUGAGUUCAGAGAAAGCGAUUAUGAGAGCGACUAUGAGAGAAGAGUCAACACCACAUGGAGCUCUAACCAAGAACCUCAAUACAAACCAGUACAUCCAGUUUUAACACCAACUAAACAGCAUGGUCAACAGUAUGGAAGAACCCCUACACCACCAACUGAGUUUGAACGUCCACAAGCCUUUGGUUCUUCCCGCCCCAAGUUUGAACCCAUUAAACCCGAGACUAAACCUAUUCCGAAACAUGUAGUUUAUAAACCUAAACCAAUGUCAGCUGCUCCUUCCGAUUACGUUGCUCAAAAGGGGUUGGUCCUUCAACCUGGUCCACCUCCAGAGUUUGGUUAUACGCAAGGUCCAACGAAAACCCAGUACUACAAGUCCACUGUAAGUGCCCCUUACACUAAUGCUAUUCAACAUGAAACGUCCAAUUUAGUCCAUUUUAACGAAUCUACUGAAAACUGUCACCGUACCAUGAGCGUUCAACAGACCCAUAAGGUGAUUAAAUUUGGUGACAAAUACAAGAAAGAAGGAAAACUGGAACCUUUUCCUUUCCAAGCAGGACCGGAGAAGCCUCGAAGAGCCACAAGUGUUCCUCCUCCACCAACUCCUACUAAAUUCAUACCAGGCGACUUUAGAGAAAGUGAUUAUGAAAGUGAGGUAGAGAGCAGUAGAAUCAAACAAAAAUGGACACCACAUGGUGCAGACGACAGAAAUCAAUACAGAAGAGUCAGAGCUCCUGCUAGCGCUAGAUCUUCGAGUGUUCCUGCUCCAAGAGAUAGAGUAUUGACCCCUAUGGAAUUCGAUAGUGGACCUGUAUCAUCAUCAACUAUUAGAACAGACUACGUUGAUGGUGAGACUAGAAAGCACGAAUCAAUUUACAGGAAGUUUACCGACAACAAGUCAACAAAUAAUCAAAUAGUUAAGAGAAGCUAUUCUCAUGAGCCUGCUCUACGGCCAGGGUCACCUCCAAAAUAUGGAUAUGCGUCUGAUCAAAGGAUCAUCAAGUCCACUGCGACCAAGGUCGCCUCGCAUCAUAUGGACAGCAUGACUAACGCUUUUAAAUCUAAAACACAACAGUUCGUUUCUGACAUUAUGGAUGACGUAAACAAACAAAAAUCUUCUUUCAAAAAUGGUACCGAUAGUGAUGCUCAGGUAUAUAGAGAGGAGUCUAGGGCUGCACAAUAUGGAACGAAGCACGUAGACCCCGACACAGGCCUUAUCUACUUCAAAUACGAUUUUGGCUACGAGUUCGGCAUCGUUCUUCCCGGCGAAGGUAAGCAAGGAGGAGUAGUCCCCACUCCCAAGAAGACCAUCAUAGAACCGCCCAGAAGAACCAGAGACAUAGAGAUGCCCGUCUAUCACGAAAAAACCAACUCCAGUACUAACAACCACUACCCCUCCCCCCAGUUUAAACCCAAACAGUUUCUGUCGGCUAACAAGUCUGGAAAGUGGGAGCCUACAUCGGAGAGCGAGAUGUCGGAUUACGAGAGGGACGCCAAAGGGCCGAAUCAUUUGCUACCAGGUUCGAGAUGGGAGCCCUCUUCGUGUAGUCCUGCAUCUCUGUCGCCUAGUUUACCUAGCACGUCUCCAGCUUUUAACAAUACUUUUGCAGGUGGAAGACAAACGCCACCUAGCUGUCCAAGCACCCCAGGAGGUCUACAAUCAAAAUUGAACCCUGCUCAAGCUCGUGCUCCAAUGUUCAUAACGCCACUACGAGACAUUGCAGUUGUCGCAGGCCAAGCUGCCAAGUUUGAAUGCAUCGUGCAGUCGGAACCGCAGCCAAACGUUUUGUGGUCUAAGAAUGGACGCAUUAUACAGAAUUCUAGAGACUACCAAUUGCAUUUUAGGAAUGGAGUUUGCCGCUUGACCAUUUCUCAAGCUUAUCCCGAGGACGCAGGAACCUUCACCUGUACCGCUACCAAUCCCAUCGGUACUGCUAACACAAGUGCAACUCUAGAAGUACCAGGAGUUCCUUCCCAUAUGUAUGGCACCUACAGACAAUUUACAACAGCGACUCGAAACUUAUCACCGGACAUGGAGUUUUAUAGAAGACCAGAAUCACCUGGUAGCUUACCUUUUCCCAUUGGUAAGUUUUCUGGGCUACCUUUUGAACUUGAAAAUUACAACUGAGAUAUAAUAUGAUUCUAUAUACUUUUACAAUUAAUAGUACUAAUAUGACAUGUGAUGUAUAUGACAUUUUUGUAUAUAGUUGUUUCUAUUACUAAUAAAAAUUUUUAAUUAAA